AAAACAGUGGCUUGGAACAUCCAGUUCCCCUGAGGGGCUAAAAGCAGUCAGAUGUACUCACUCAGCUGGCUGGCUGGUUUGUGAAAACCUUUGGAUCUAUUUUUCACAGCUUUCAUUUCUAAGUCAAAAAUGCAGGUGUAUGAAUAAGAUGGCUGACACAAUCCUGGGGCAGAUACACCAAGACUUUUGGUGAGAGACAUCUGCUCUGCCUUGUUGUCAUCUUCCUCCUUGAAGACAUCUUACGAAGACUGGCUCUCGUACUAUGGUGUAACCAUCUCUCCGUUCCACAUGCGAUGGCAGACAGCUCUUUUCAACCGCAUGUUUUACAACUGGGGAAGAUGGAAGCCCAGACUUCUUUUUCUAUGGUUUAGCGUCGGAAUGGUUUUUGGCAUAGCUGCUAUGUUUGGUUCUGUUAUUCUCCUUGGGAAAACACUGAUGCAGACACUCUCUCAGAUGCUAAGUGAAGCUCCUAUAAGCCAGAAUGAUCAGAUGCUGCAAGUUGUGGUGCCUGGUGUAAAUCUUCCCAUCAGCCAGCUGUCCUAUUUCUUCACAGCAAUCCUGAUCAGUGGUGUCAUACAUGAAGUUGGCCAUGGGGUGGCAGCUAUUCGAGAGCAGGUUCGGUUCAAUGGAUUUGGAAUUUUUGUAUUCAUUGUUUAUCCGGGGGCAUUUGUUGAUCUAUUCACCACCCACUUGCAACUCAUUUCUCCAAUCCAGCAACUAAGAAUAUUUUGUGCAGGAGUCUGGCAUAACUUUGUGCUUGGAGUUGCAAGUCUUGUGGUUCUUUUCUUCCUGCCAGCUAUUCUUUUUCCAUUUUAUUACACUGGCGCAGGGGCACUUGUCACUGAACUCACCGAGGACUCUCCUGCUAAUGGGCCCAGAGGCCUUUUUGUUGGCGAUCUUGUUACCAGUCUGCAAGACUGUUCAGUUCAUAGCGUUGAGGACUGGAAUUCCUGUCUGAGAAAGAUCUCUCUGAAGCCACAAACAGGCUAUUGCAUGAAGACAUCAGUACUACAACAAUUAAGCUACCCAUCUAGAGGUUUUAGAAGACUUGAUGGUACUGUUGAAUGUUGCAGUAACAACAGCCUCACGGACAUCUGCUUUUCAUACAGUAAUAACCUAAACAGUCACCAGGUCCAGUAUGCCUGUCUGCCGGCACGGAAAGCUAUUGAGGCCAGCCAACUUUGCCGAACUAAUAUGGAUUGUCAGAAGGAGUUUGUUCCAAGUUUGUGUGUGACGCCUUCUCUAGAAAAUCAAACUAGGCUCAUUCGAGUGAAACAUCUACCUCAUAUGGAUAUGCUAUUUGUUGGACACCCACUGCACCUCCAGUAUACAGUGAGUCUCAGCAGUUUUGUGCCUCGACACAGCUUUCUCAGUAUCGACCUACCUGUGGUGAUGGAAACAUUUUGCAAGUACCUGAUUUCUCUCUCUGGAGCACUCGCUGUCAUCAAUGCAGUCCCCUGUUUUGCUUUGGAUGGUCAAUGGAUAUUAAACUCUUUCCUGGAAGCUACUCUCAGCAAGUUGGUUGUUGAAAAACAAAACAGGGAGCUUGUUGGUUUUUUAAUUUUGCUCUCUGGCAGCACACUUUUGGCUGCCAAUGUAGCACUAGGACUUUGGGUUGUGACAGCACGAUAGCAUUUUAAUUAAUUUUGAUAAUUUAUGCUAGCUACAUAGAAAAUAGUGAAAAGGUGUGUGUGAGUGUGUGGCGGGAGAAAGAGAGAUAGCUUUAAUCAAAUUACUUUACAAGAAAGAUGACUAUCCUGUGAGCUGUUAAGUAAUUUGAUGAUUGUGAGCUUAAAGGUUAAAUUCUUCUUUUAUUAUUUGUGAAAACUGCAUUGAAAAAGGAGGAUUAGAGUAAGACUUGCUUUAUUUUGAUAUUCAAACACGGUGGUUAUUUAGUGUUAACCUCUUGUAUGCUAGAAGGGAUGAACUUUUGCUCUUUACAUCUUUGAUUCCAAAAAACGGUCACUUGUGGUAACUUCUGCCAAAAGCCUCUCCACAGGAAAAAUACAGUCUUCUGAAAAUGAUAUCAAAUGUCACCUAUACCAUUUUCCAGCUGACUUGUCUCCAGUUUUAUUAUUCAGUUGUCUGCACACCAUCAGCAGCUCCUUAAACAUUUUUCCUGGGCCACGUAGCCUUGAUUGGUUGUUUUCCAGACUAGAGACAAGGUUAUGGUGAAUUGGAUGUGGCCUACAGGCCUUACUUAGCCAAACCAUUAUUCUGUCUUUUGAAAAGUAUGUAUAUGGGACACAGGCAACCCGUACUCCCCCCCCCCAAAAAAAAAACUUUUUUAGUAAAGGUGUGAUGGAUGUAUCAAGAACUUUCUGGAAGAUAGCUGUACAUUCCAGUUAUGGCUAAAACAUUUGGUUCCUACAAUCAUUCUUACUAUUGAAGCAAUAUGGUUUGAGACUUGAAAGUCAAACAUGUAGAGAAGAUGACUGCAUUUUGCCUGUUCAAAACUGAAACUUGCACAUCUUGUGUGUGUGUGUGUGUGUGUGUGUGUGUACACAACACACACACAAACAUGUCAUUGAGAAUCCUAUCAAAAUUUGUCUUCAUCAGUAAACUGCUUCCAUUUGUGUGUCUUUCUAUUUUCCAUAUUUAACAUAGAUAUUUCUAAUCAUACUAUACAAUUGUGGUCUCCCACUUGUGCAUCAGACUUGACUGGUUCAAGUGGGACUUAGUCUUCUUCUUCUCCACCCUGCAGCCCCCUGUGCACCCUGAAACUCUGUUCCGGAGGGUUGGGAAACCCUCCAGAGCAGAUGGGGAUACGUAUACAAGGGUUUGGAUGAGGAAGGAGAGGAGAGGUAAGUCCCUUCUCAUCAGCUGGUGGAAUGUUGGAUCUUGCCCACUGUGUAAGUUCCAGUGUCUAUAUUCUAUCCAUGAAUUCUAUUUUGCUGUGGAGUUGUGAAUCAGCAUAGCUAGAAGUGUCAUAACGUUGAGGUAUCCUUUGGAUGUUCUCUGAGCCACUCACGGAUAAGUGACUACGGCCGGGAGAACUUUUAAAAGGCAUUCCAGCCAUCACUGAAAGCUGUUCUUAUGAAUUUGAAAGGUUUGAGAGAAAUAUUGAAUCCUCAUUUUGUGCUUAAAAUACACUGUUCAAUGCUCUGUUCGUGAAGGAGGUUUCCUUCUCUUCUCUGAAAAGAAAUGUUCUUUCUGGGUGUAAAUAGGGAUUUUCCUUUGCUUGCUUUGCAGAUUUUCCCCCCUAGAUGAAAAUAGGCAACCCUUUGCUAAGAAGUUCUGGAUUGUAUCCAAACUGUGAUCUUUUUUAAUUGUUUCUGUUUGAACUGAAUUGAUAGGUUGAUAUUCACAAUAUCUUCUUUUUAAAGUUUUGUUUUCUUAUCAAUUUAGGUUUAUAUUUUAAAGUGUUUGCUCUAGGCAGAUGGUGAUUUGACCAUGUUCCUCUAUUUUAUUACAGCAUAUAUUGAUCUGAAAAAUAUAAUGGAUGUGUUUAUAUGUUCAGAUAACACUGGUCAACACUAAUUUUAUUGCCAAUGAUGUUUGAUCGAUUUUAGGGUAACUUUGUGUCGCUGAAUAUGGCAUCGGUUUUGCUAGAUUGGCUCUAGUUUUUGAGAUAAUGGAUGCCCCCAUUGAAAAACAUAACAAAUUCAAAAAAUUUAAUGGUCAGGCAUAGCCUACCCACAAAUGACAUGGAAACUGUCUCAAAUCAUACAAGUAAACACAUGAAAUACCUAAUGGCGUUGUAUUCAGUACAAUAACAUUAAAACAAAGUAAGCUGAUUCAGAUAAUUGCAAUUAAUGCAUAGAAAAACGCUGUGUGUACGAUUUUCUUUUAUGUGGGGCAUCAGGACAAUCACGUUGGAGGCUCCAGCAGUAGUCUGCCAUCAUAUGUCUGUCCCAUCUGCUUUGAUACCUUUCCUCCAUCACCUUUAUAUCCUGAUGGAACCUCUCCCCUUGUUCCUCACUAAAAUCAUCAAGAUUAUCCGGAAAUCUGUCUAAGUGGCUAUGGAGAUAGUGUACCUUUAUGCUCAUAUUAGUACCCAAAUGUUUAAAGUUAGUGGGCAUGUUUUGCACCAAUUCUUCAUAAUUGUCUGCCUUGUGGUUACCCAAGAAGUUCUUGACAACUGAGACAAAACUGCACCAGGCAGAAGCUUCAACAUCAUUCAUAAAUUUAGUGAAAUUCAAAUCAUUGACGAGUUUACGAAUUUUAGGACCAUCAAAGAUUCCUGCUUUUAGUUUUUCCAUAGUCAGUCCAAGGAACGUUCUACAAAUGUAUUUGAAGCAAUCACCAUCUUUGUCCAAGGCCUUAACAAAUUGCUCCAUCAGUCCAAGCUUGAUAUGGAGUAGUGGGAGAAUGAUUUUUUCUCUGACAACCAAUGGCUUGUUAAUGAUGUUUGCUGCACCUACAGUCAUGUGUUCCCUUGAAGGCCAUGUCACUUUUUUCCAGUGAUCUCGCUUUGCCCUACUAUCCCACAAGCAGAUGAAACAAGGGUACUUCGUGUAUUCACUUUGCUGGCCAAGCAAGAAGUUCACCAUCUUUAGAUCAACACAAAUAGACCACUGGUGCUCAUGAUAGCAGAGCUUCUGCAAGACCAUUUUGAUAUUUUCAUAUUCUUCUUUAAGUUUUGUUGAGUGAGCAAUUGGAAGAGAUGCAUAGCGGUUACCAUUGUGCAAUAAAACACAUUUCAAGCUUCUGAUGGAGCUGUCUAUAAAAAGCCGCCAAUCUUCUGGUCGAUAUUCCGGUAGUCCCACUUGGAGAAGAAGUCCAGUAAUUGCAGUAUACAAGUUCUUCAUCUUGGCUGAAGUAUGGAAGAAAUCCCUCCUCUCUUGUCCGAUAAGCUGUUAUGUUAGCUUCCAGCUGAAGACAGUUCUUUUCCAUUAGCCUGGAUGCUAAAAGUUCAGAUGCUUGCUUUGACAGACUGAGGUCUCGUAUCAGAUCAUUGAGUUCCUUUUGGGAACUCAGGUGUUGAAAAGCUUUCUUUAUAUCCACUUCCAGGGCUACCGCCUGUGCUACACUCCACGUCCAGCAUUUCUUCAACAUCUGACAAUGGAAGGUCAGGCAGUGAAGUAAACGCUGGUAUGGGAACGUCUUUGCUGUGUGGCACAGGUCGCCUUGCUGAGUCCAAAUCAGGAUACUCCCACUUAUGUUUCUUGUAGCGAUUGAAGCCUUUCACAUUCACAACACAAAAAUAAUCAUCGUGAUGGUUUUGCGGCUCUCUCCGCACCAUAGGGACACCAAAGUGUAAACGUUUCCUUUCUCCAUUUUUCCACUGUCGUAGGCACUCUACACAGGUUUUGCAAACCUUAUGGGGAGCCCAAGACUUAUCUUGAUCUCCAAGCUUCACUCCAAAAUAAGCAAGAUAUGCUUGUUUUACAAAGUCAGUGAUGUUUUUUCUUUGUUUUUGCAGAGUGUAUUCGCCACCAGGGCUGGCUCCAGGAAUGCGGGGGCCCUUGGGCAUUAGCCUGCCCCGGACCCUCUGCUUCCGUUCUGCGAUCCAGCGGAUCGCAAGACGAGCUUCGAACCGCCCGCCAUCCCCAGCGCUUCACCUACCUUUCUCUGCUGUUCGCG
Messenger RNA from Rhineura floridana, 5526 nucleotides. RefSeq names its product membrane bound transcription factor peptidase, site 2 (gene MBTPS2). The transcript is spliced from 11 exons. Gene Ontology annotation, cellular component: cytoplasm; membrane. Lineage: Eukaryota; Metazoa; Chordata; Lepidosauria; Squamata; Rhineuridae. Gene Ontology annotation, molecular function: metalloendopeptidase activity; protein binding. The coding region runs from base 289 to 1632 and encodes 447 amino acids. Gene Ontology annotation, biological process: membrane protein intracellular domain proteolysis; regulation of response to endoplasmic reticulum stress. The record is from RefSeq and is a predicted model, not a curated record.